This is a messenger RNA of Macadamia integrifolia, 2952 nucleotides long. RefSeq names its product YTH domain-containing protein ECT4-like. Gene Ontology annotation, biological process: mRNA destabilization. The coding region runs from base 236 to 2419 and encodes 727 amino acids. The transcript has 9 exons. Gene Ontology annotation, molecular function: mRNA binding. The record is from RefSeq and is a predicted model, not a curated record. Lineage: Eukaryota; Viridiplantae; Streptophyta; Magnoliopsida; Proteales; Proteaceae. Gene Ontology annotation, cellular component: cytoplasm.
ACCGGAAAAUAUCCCAUUUUGAUUUUUGAAGGGAGCCGUGGUGCUAUUUGAAUCACCGCUUUUGCAUCGUCAAAAUCCUCUUUUUCCAAAACCCCAACCCCUUGGCGGCUCCCUCUCCUGUUUCUCUCUCCUAGGGUUUUUCUCUCUCCGGCAAAACCCCUGCGCCUUCUUCGUUAACGUUUUCAGGGUUUAGGGUUGCUCCCCUCCACUGCUCAUCUACUCUGAAGAUCGGAUCAUGGCGGCUGUGGCUCAACCUGUAGAUCAACCUGCAGAUUUACUGCAGAAAUUGUCGUUAGAUUCUCAGCCCAAGACUCUUGAAGUUCCUGAAGCCACCAAGAAGGCUUCUGCCAUAACGUAUGGAUCAGUUGAUGCUGGUGGACUGCCAAACGGUCAAAAUCAGUCAGAGCGGUCUUCGACUCCUCUCCUUCAGGACUUCGUGGAUCCAACAAUGUGCUAUCUUCCUAAUGGAUAUCCAUCUACUGCAUAUUAUUAUGGAGGUUAUGAUGGGCCUAUUAACGAGUGGGAUGACUACCCUAGAUAUGUAAAUCCGGAUGGAGUGGAGAUGCCUCCUGGAGUUUACGGGGACAAUGGAUCACUCAUGUAUCACCAUGGUUAUGGAUAUGCUCCUUAUGGUCCAUACUCCCCUGCAGGUUCCCCAGUGCCUACCAUGGGGCAUGACGGUCAGCUUUAUGGGCCCCAACACUACCAGUAUCCUGCUCCUUAUUAUCAGCCACCAACCCCCCCUAGUGGCCCUUACACUCCUAACCAGCCUGCUGCUCCACAAGGGGAUGUUUCGACCUCUGUUGCUCCUGAGCCAGUGCCUUUGCCAGUAGAAGCAGCCAAGGGAAAUAGUAAUGGGAUUGCAAAUGGAAAUGCAAACGCAAACGGAAAUAAUGCAUCAGGCCCAUUAAAACCCAGCUACCAAAAUCCAUCUUUUAACUCCAAUGGCUCGUAUGCGAGGGGUGUCUUGCCUGGAGGCAUCCCUGCUUCUGGUUAUCAGGACCCUAGAUUUGGUUUUGAUGGGAUGCGAUCACCAGUUCCGUGGAUAGAUUGCCCAGUCUUUUCUGAUGGGCAGCCUAGACCUGUUACAAGCAGCUCUGUUUCUUCAAACGUAUCACACAUCAGUAAUGGUCCUUCUGGGAGAAAUCAGAAUCUUCGCCCCAUGCCCCAUCUUAUGGGCUUGCACCACCCGAGACCCACAUCUGGUAUCAACCCUACUCCAGGAUUCAUGAACAGGAUAUACCCAAACAACAGGAUGUAUGGUAGUAAUACUGUUAGAACUGGUCCAGGUUUUGGAUCAAAUGGUUAUGACUCCAGGGCAAAUGGGCGUGGGUGGUUGGCUGUUGAAAGCAAGUACAAAAACAGAGGACGGGGCAAUGGUUUCUUUGGUUAUGGGAAUGAGAAUAUGGAUGGUCUGAAUGAACUGAAUAGGGGACCAAGAGCCAAAAGCUUUAAAAAUCAAAAAGGGUUUGUACCCAUCACAUUAGCAGUCAAGGGACAGAGUCUCCCCUCAAAUGGAAAUAUUAAUGAAGAUAAGGACAAGGAAAAUUCAAGUUUGAAUCCAGACAGGGAACAGUACAACAAGACAGACUUCCCAGAGAAGUAUUCUGAUGCAAAAUUCUUUAUUAUUAAAUCUUAUAGCGAGGAUGAUGUCCACAAGAGCAUAAAGUAUGGUGUGUGGGCUAGCACACCCAAUGGCAACAAGAAGUUGGCAGCUGGAUAUCAGGAUGCUCAGGAGAAGUCUGAUGGCUGUCCUGUGUUUUUGUUUUUCUCGGUUAAUACCAGUGGGCAGUUUGUUGGACUUGCUGAAAUGGUGGGCCCAGUUGAUUUCAACAAGAGUGUGGAAUAUUGGCAGCAGGACAAGUGGAAUGGCUGUUUCUCUGUGAAGUGGCAUAUUGUAAAGGAUGUACCCAACAGUUUGUUGAAGCACAUCACUCUUGAAAACAAUGAGAACAAGCCUGUGACUAACAGUAGGGACACUCAGGAGGUCAAGCUUGAACAGGGUCUUCAAAUGCUCAAAAUAUUCAAGGAUCAUUCCAGCAAGACAUGCAUCCUGGAUGAUUUCGAGUUCUAUGAGUCUCGUCAAAAGAUGAUGCAGGAGAAAAGGGCUAAGCAACAGCAGUUUCAGAAACAGGUCCGGGAUGGGAAGCCUACUGACAUUGGUGCCUCUGAUGAGAACGAUAAAGAAACUGCUAGUGGAAUAUCAAGAUCACUGCAAUCUUUAGAGGUGGUGUCAGAUUUGCUGCAGGAACCAGCUUCUGCAGCAUCGGUUCUGUCAAAUGGUGAAUGCAAGAUGUCUGAAGAAAAUGGGUCGGUUGCAGGAGCUGCCCUAAAGUGUGCUAAACCUGCUGUGACAGAGAAAAGAGCUGUAGCUAAUGGUGGUGGUGUUGUAGCUAAUGGGGUGGCAAAUGGGUGCUAGUUUUCCAUAGACUUGAUUCCCUCACUGAAAUGGUCUGUAGUGGCUUGGGUUGCCUGGAAUAGUUGGUUCAGAAGUUUUGCUGCUAAUAAUAGAAUUCAGAAGCGAACGCUGACUGGCAUUCCCGGACUUGGUUCUCCAAUUCGUCUUUGCGGACUACAAAGUAAAAAAAUGUAGAUGAGGGAUGGUAAUGUCUCCUUAGAUUUUUCCUAGUUGUAGAGGGGCCGGUUCAACAUCAUCUUAGGAUCCUUGAAUAUUUGAGUCUUUCUUUUGCCUUUUAAUUUACCAUUAUGACCUCUUCUGGUUGGUGGGUAGCUCCUAACAGUUUUUCUUUUGGGGGUUUUGGUAUUUUCUUGUCCCUUUUUUAGAUUUUUAAUUUUUGGUUUUUCCUACUGUAAAUCUGCUUUGUAUCUGUAGAAGGACCAAUUAUCAGGUGGGAUGGUUCUUUUUUUUUUUUGUUUAAUUUACUUAUGUGCAAGAUUGGAUAGUGAAAUGCAAUAGAGUUGGAAGAGCAUGAAGAGAUUAUGUUUUCAGAA